CGGCAUUCACAUUCAAUUCAUACUAGCUGUGCGUUGUUCUAAGUGUCGUUUUCGAGGGAAAAAUAAAAAAGCAUCUCUGAUCAUAGAACACAUAUUAAAAAAUCACUUAUAUUAUAUUGAAAUAGUUGAAAUUUAUAGAAAAACUCUUCAAAAUGACCGACGGAACGCCGGAUGAUAUGUGGACACCGUUCAAACAGCUACAGCGUGUGGUUGAAACAUUUUUGUCAAAGCGCGCACCAGACGCGUCACUUGCAAAUCUCGAACUGAUUUUACAAAAACACAAGCCCGACUUUAUAAAUUUGCUAAAAAAUUCGCCAAAGAACGCAAAGUGUCGAGAUGAAAUCCAGAAAGGUAUUACGGAUGGCGUUAAUUUACCUGGUCUUGGUCACACAAUUCUGUCAAAAGAUUUGGUAGAUGAAAGUAUCAUACUCUCGGACAUGUUCAAUUUAAAUGAGUACAAAGCCUUGGAGCUUUUGUGUACAGCACAACAGCAAAUACCGCAUCAUCCUGGAUUGCCGCGUGGUUUGGUUGCCAUUCUACUAUACUACGAUGGCCGAAAGACUUUGGUCACAACAUUAAAGCAAUUGUUUCAGUCACGUUAUGGCAUCUCAUGGUGUACGGAAGCAUCACAAGAUAUUACCACAUUCAUAACAAAUUACACCGAUUCAUUGGUGGCCGAUGGUCUUUUGAAUAAGAUCAUUGAAUUGCUAGAACAAAUGGAUUUAACACAAGAGCUAGCAUUGUUGAGUGAAAACCGUGCCUUGGGUCCACCAAAGCAUCAUCGACAAGUGUUGGAUUCUUUCGAAGAAAUUCGCAUUCAAUUGGCAACCACAUUGUACUGUUGGGCGGCACAAAGUGGUUUACCACGAAAUACAACGCUUAAAUUGAUUCAAUACCUUUCAAAAUACACAUCAGACGAUUCACGCGGUGGCAUUGACGAUGUGACGUUGGCAUUAAUCAUGGCAUUGGUAUACGCAUUCGAUUUGAGUGUCUUGAAACGACGUGAUGACGGUGAAGAUGUUGUUCUACAAUUGCCCAUCGUUAACGAUCCGAAUUACAUUAAAGAUGUUUAUUCGGCGCUCACAACCGAAUGGAAAACAAAUGAACUGCGAUCGGUUGGCUUGUUUUCGUUUGCGUUGACAAUAGCAACACUGCGACAGGCACCACAAAAUUUACAACAAAAUGCCAGCGAUUUGAUCGAUCAGCAUGAAUUACUUGCCGAAACGGCGAUUCAAGAGAAAGUCUUCGAUUUCAUUUAUCACAUUUUGUUGGAAAAAGAUACAGUUUUCCGAACAGAAUUUUACUUUCGGCGCAUUCAUUAUUUGCUAACGGAUUUCAUAGAAUUUAUGCACUCAAAGGUGAAUGAACUGAGGGCACGUGCCGAUGAAACAGCCCGAACAAUUCAAAUUCAUCAACAACAAGGGCUGGAUCCACCACCAAAUCUUGAUCGACACUUCGAAACACUAUUGCUUACAGUCGGCAAAUUGUACAGCAAUGAUCAAAUGAACUUAAAUUUGGAUUUGGAAUAUUGGGGACCGAUGGAAACUAGCGGCAACUAUCAACAUCAGCGCACCUCAAAUCGAUCAGUUUCAUUGUUUAAAUUCAUUCGAUUGGCGGGUGAAUUACUACCUCCAAUCCUAUUGAUUCCGUAUCUUAAAAUGCUGGCCGGUUUGUCAAGUUGCCAACAAUCAGCCCGGAAUGCAUUCAAUCUUCUCAAACAAGGUUCGAAUAUAUCGGGCAGCACAACAUUAUCAUGGGAACAUUUCUUUGGCUCUAUUUCGAGAUAUUAUACGACGCUUCGUCAAGAGCAACAUCCAGCAACCGACACCGUUUAUCGUAGUCGAGCCUUAAAUCGUAACAUCAGUCCACAAGAGUUGGCUGGCUUACAAGCAGUUUUGGCCGUUAUUCGAGCCGUAGCUACACACGACGAUGUGGCAAGAAUUGCGCUGUGUGAACAUCCUAGCUGGGCACCUCUGCAUGUUCUUUUGGGUUUGGUCAGCUGCUCCAUUGAUAUUUCACUUAAGACAGAUUUACUUCUGACGCUGGCAGCUCUCGGUAAAUCAAAAGAGACAGCACUUCAACUUUGGGUCAAUUUGGAGGCAAGCCAAAUAAUCACAACCAUUCCGUCGACAAAUAACUUCAGCUGCGUUCCACGUGGCAUCGAAUGUGAAAUCGACAAAACUGAGAGUCGCAAUGAAACAUAUCCGCUGACUCAAGCGAUUUUAGAACUUAUUUAUACACUGUCCUCAACGAUAAUGCCACGUAAUUUGGGAGCUGGACCGCGGAAACCAGGCAUUAUUCCAUAUUUCAACUUUAUUUUGGAAUCGAUUUUCUUGAAGUUUUACAAUCGAAUUUACAAAGACGAAGCGGAAAAAUGGAUUGUUGCCGAGAAAUGUUUGAAGAUCUUUGAUUUCUUUGUCAAGACAUACGAGAUAAAUCCAGCCGAUUUCCCGGUGAUGGGACAGAACAAAGACGAAUAUCCACCGCCAGGUUUUUACAUCAUGCUUGAAAUGAAUACCAACGAAAAAUCGGAUUUGUUAAAGCUCCUUUUGCAUAUCAUUGACGAGGCAUCACAUGCCCUCGACACGUUCACAAAUUUCCCGGGAAAAGCAAGAUUGGAAAAUUGUGUGCUGUACUCUUUGAAUAUACUUCAACGUUCACUGACGCAGCAGGAUCGUUUCUUUGAUGCACACUACGAGGCAAAAUGUUCGAUUCUGUUGUCUGGCUUGAACAAAUUGUUGCUUGGCAUAAAUUAUCGUAGCGGAAAACCCGAUCAUAUGUUGAACAUUGUUAAAUAUGUCACCUACAAUAGUUGGUUGCCAAAACAGGCACUACUCGCCGUACGAAUUCUAUCGCACGUUACACGUCAACCGGGCGUUCACACAUUGUUGCUGAGUGAAUUUACACGCACAAAUAAAUUGGCCAAUGAAAUUCGUCAUGGAUUUGUGGAAUGCUUGGAAUCCGAUUUGCCAGUGUUCACAGAUACCGAGAAUGUUGAUGCAACACCCGAAAAUGGCGACGAAAUCGAAUUGACGAUCAAAGAAGAGAUCAUAAAAUUACUUGAAGAAUGUCUACCCCAUUCGGCGCCAAACAUUUCACAUUACUUGCUUGGUUUUGAUAUAACAAAAGACAUUCGUCAAACGUUACUUCAACAGCCCGGCGUUUUGGAUUUCCCAAGCAAUUGCACCAAGUCGCUGAUUACAAUACUCGACGAAGGCAUUCAACAGCUCAAAGUUGGCAUUGAAAUACCAUUUAAUCAACAGCGUUUACUUCAGAAUGGUUACCGUCUUUUGUACACAUUGUGCUCAAAUCACAAGACGUCAGAGGUUAUUUUACGUUUUUUGCGUGAAUGCAAGGAAUUUUUAUUGCGACAUAUUUCGGUGCUGCCAUUCCAACACCAUGAAAAUCCAUUUGUUCUCAAUCAAAUGACGGGAUUAUUGAAAUGCGUGGCUAUUGAAUUGAAAAUCACAGCAAAUCAUCAACAAGUGAAACAAUUCAAAAAUCUCUCCGAUGUACUUUUGGGAACAAUUAAAACCGAAACCAGCACCGACAGUACACAACAUGAAGGAUUUUCUACCAUUGGCAACAAUACAACAAUGUUCUCAACGGCCGAUAAUUCAAUGUUUGGCAGAAGCAUCGUCAGUGGAUACAGAAAAGCAAAUGAAGGUGAUAAUAGUACGGAUCUGUUGAUUUGCAAACUGUUGGAGUGCCUUGAUUUUGAUAUAAAACAAUUGGAACGUCCAAAAUGGGAAGUGUUUGACAAUUCAUUGAUGGAUCAAUUGUUACAGAGCUGCAUCGUUCCACCUGAUUCGAAUGCGCAUGGCGGACUAAAAUUGAUAAACAUCAAGAAACUGCAUGACAUUCUCAAGGAUGAAUUAAAUAUCGUUCAAAGUACGAUUGCAUCAGGUCAACGUCAACACAUUCUACAUGAAAUCGAUCAGGUCCUCAAGUAUGCCGUCGAAUUGAAUACGCAAAAAAAUCGUUGCGCAUCAACCGUACAUUUUAUGGAAGCAUGGAGUCAAGUUACUGAGAUAUUGUUUGCUGUUGCUCCAAUAUUUGCAUUGUGCUACGAGGAUCGAGGUGGUUUUAUCAUUGAAAUUCUUCAAGCACUUUUGAAUAAGGUUGUGCAAGUGGACGUAAUGCCUGAAUUAGGAAAAAUUGCUUCAUCAACAUUACUUCAAAUGCUCGUUUGUUUGCGUCAUUGGUACAAACACGCAAAUGUCACCUUCGAUUCAAAUGGAUUGGCCAUGCAAAGCUCUGCAAACCAUACGCUGAACAAUGGAGCAUCGUUCAAUAUUGGUUCGUCAAAUUUGACACUCACACCGAAAACCAAUAGCUUGAGUUUGAAGUACAUUUUAAAGAAUAUCGUCGAUUGGAUCAUCAUAAGCGGUGAAGCAUCUCAGAAAUUGAAAAUCAAUUUGUAUGCAUCGCUCUUGAAUUUCAUGCACAUUGUCAAGGGAUUCAAUUCAAAGGAAACACUUUUGGAUGACCAGAAAUCAGACCACUAUGUUUCUCGUUUGGAUCGAUCAAUGGUUCGUGCUGUAGCCGAAAGUAGCAGCAAAACAAAUUUAACACAACUGGCGGUAGAAGUGUUCAACACAGUUGGCGAUAAAAUUGUGGAUAUUCUAUGUCACGAUUGUACCGGCGGUCAUGAUGUGUGCAAAAUGCUUGCUCUCUCUUGCAUUGAUAUGCUUCUCGACAUCGAUUCGAUGGUCAGUUUCAUUCAGUUCAUUUCGCGCCGUGGUUAUUUGGCCCAUUUAGUCGAUAGUUUGUUAAAAACAGACGAUCAAUUGUGUCGCGUCUUGGAAAGUGUCCCGGAGAAUAUGAAGGCAUUAUAUGUAUACGAAUCAAAAAUGGCAAUGUUGGGUCGCGUUGCAAGCUCAUACGUUGGCGCUGAAUUGCUGUUGGAACAUCGAUCGUUGGGUAUUUUAUCGGGAAUGAAAGUGUACGACAUGCAUCCAGAUUUUCAAGUUAAUAACUAUAUGAGCCAUCAGUAUUCACAGUUUAUACCACCAGUUGACAUUCGAUACCAGCAAAUUCUAUUCCCAGCAUUAAAUUUGUGCGACAUUAUUCUAUCGACACUUGGACCCGAAAAUUAUUCGGCCAUAACACAGGUCGUACAUUUUCUAUUGUCACACGGUGAUAUGAUUGAGAUUGUACUUCGUGCUGGAACACCAUUCCUCAAUAUUGGAUUGCUACAAGAGUUAUCGGCCAUCACUGGAUUGAUUGCACGAUCGGCGAAUCAGGACAUUUCCAAUUUAAUCGAACCAAAUUCAAAUCAAGACUUGGGCGCACAUUUGUAUCGUUUGCAAAAGCUCAUGUUAAAUCUAUUCCCACGAUUCAUCGUCUCCGAAUCAACGCUCAAAGAAAUGGGUAAAUCGAAUUUAAUCGCACACGAAUCCCAGUUGAAUAUGUCGCGAUCAUUUUCAAUCAACACCAAUAAUUAUGCAAGUGAUAAUAAUCAACAAAAGGCGAAAACACUUCAAAUUAAAUAUUUCCUACAAAUUGCUUGUAAUUUGUCAUUGUACGCUAGAAAUGCCAUUGCUAAUCAUAGCGCCGAUCAUCGUGCCACUGGAAUCUUAUUCUCGCCAACACUUAACGAAGGAUUACAAAGAAAUGAGAUUCGGUCCGGCACAUUGGAAGCAUCGCCCAGUCUUGGCAUUGUAGUGUCACAGCUCAAAAAUUGCGUAGAGUAUUAUAAUCGUGAGAAAGGUGCCUAUGAUGGCCUCCUAAGACAACGCAAAGCCUUGGAAGCUAGUUUAAAUAUCAAUCAAAGAGAUCAACAACAGUACGAAACACUGUCCGAGAAAUUGAUCAACAAACAAGAUGAGCUAAAAUACUGCAUUUUCCUUACUGAGAAUUGUUUAUAUUUGCUUUGGGCACAUCUGGACUUUUUCAUGCUUCGAGCAAUCUCAGUAAAUCCACUACAAUUCAACAAGUCUUUGAGUAGAAAUUUUGACUCUUCGAUUACAUCAUCGAUCGAUGCUGGUUGGAAGGUGACAGCCGAUGAUGUGAGCGUAUUGAAGAAAACAUUGGUUCAAAUAUUCACCGAAACAUUCUGCAAGCAAUUGAUUGCUACGACCCAAGAUCAAACGUCGACCGAUAAAAGUUUUGUCGAAGCUCUGCUCAGGCGCAUCAAGCAUCUGAUUCAAUUUGUGCCAGUCAAAUAAACAGCAUACUAAUUUACAGAGAGAAAAAUGAAAAAUACAGACUUUUGUUUAAAUUAA
Messenger RNA from Contarinia nasturtii (swede midge), 6227 nucleotides. It is a transcript of the gene Nup205, whose product is annotated as nuclear pore complex protein Nup205. Gene Ontology annotation, cellular component: nuclear pore; nuclear pore inner ring. The record is from RefSeq and is a predicted model, not a curated record. The coding region runs from base 153 to 6170 and encodes 2005 amino acids. Gene Ontology annotation, molecular function: structural constituent of nuclear pore. Lineage: Eukaryota; Metazoa; Arthropoda; Insecta; Diptera; Cecidomyiidae. The transcript is spliced from 12 exons. Gene Ontology annotation, biological process: nuclear pore organization.